AUGAAUGUACUUCGGCAGGCUCGAUUGAAAGACAAAAACGACUUACGAGUGUCACCUACACAUCAGUCGGGUGAGCCAAGACAGUUGGGCCGUAGCAUUAGCCUUGCCACCCCUGCCUCGGCCAAAGUCGAAACAGUUGCUACUUCACGAAAGAACCGCGUAUCAUCCGGCGGAACAUCCAAGGAAGUUGAUCCCAAAAAACCAACAAAAGCCGUCUUGCAGCGCGACAAAGGUCCGUUGGAGCCGCACGACGAGGUUUUCUCAUCCAACCCGCAGGAUGUACCUCGAUUUGAGGAACUCUUGCUUAGAGCUGGAGAGGAAUUCCCAAUGCUACAGUCACUGUUGGAUGGACCAACAGAAGAAGAGGCUGCCAAGGCUUUGCAUCGAUAUCACGCGGGGCUCUUAGAUAGUUUGAAGAUCGAGGUUCACACGUUGAAAAGUACACUGCGAGCUAGUCGGACCGAGGUGGAGAGCCUGAGGACGGAGGUUAACAGCAAGCACCAACAGAUGUUGAAAGCUCAAGACAUGCUGGGCGAGCAAGUUGUAAUCCACGAACAAGAAAAGCGCUAUCUCGAGGCCCGAAUACACGAUGGUUCACAGCAACAGGAUAAAGAGAACAAGUCAACCAAGGCAUCUUCCGAAGGACAAUUAGGUGCGGCUCGUCAAGAGGAGGAGCAAAAGCGGUAUGAGCAAAAGAUUAGCACUCUUAAAGACCAGAUGAGCGAAGAACACUGGAAGUGGGACGCGCACUUGCGAGAAGUGAAAGACACCUACGAAACUCGCAUAAAAGAUCUAGAGGUUAGCUUUGCCGAGCGGAUGAAGAACGAAUACGAGCAACAUUGCGAACAAACGCGGCAAGAGAUGGGGAAACAUCAAGUGACAGUGAAUGAGUAUCAGUCAAAUGUCGCUCGAUUGAAGCUCAAUGCGGAACAAGAAGGACGGCUGUUGCACGAAGAUUUACAAACUCAGCGAGAGAAACUUCGAGAAGAACAAAAGCGACAUGAGAAGAACCUCAAACGACAGGAAGCCGGACUGACCAAGAAGCACACGCAAGAGAUCUUGCAGCUUCAGACCACCCUGGUGGAGCAGAGACAAGAACUUUCUCAUCUCAGACAUGUCAAGGCCAACGCUGACGAAGAAAGACUGCGCAUGCGCGAUGAAGUACGGGCGAAAACCACUCAGUUCAGCGAGGAACGACAACGACUUCGAGAAUUGCUCAAGAAACAAAACGCUGAGCUGGUAGAGAAACAUGCCCUCGAGAUUGUGCAGCUUCGUCUAGCAAACGAGGAGUUAAAGCAGGCAUUCAUCGACAAGGCCUACCCACAGCGCACGAAAGCUCGAAGUGUUAAGGUACAAGACUUCACGAAUCUAGAAUGGGACAUGCGCCGUGAAGUGGAAUGGCCAUUCUCCAACGACCAACUGUUACGCAUCCACAAAGUCAAUACAAGGGUGUUAAAGAAGGCUAUCCUGCAGAAUACUAUGUGGACUCUACUAUACACGCACGUGUUUUAUGUUACACAGUGGCCUAGUAUACCUGCGGCAACUGAAGCCCGUCGCUACGAGGCGGCCAGGGCGGUUCUCGAUCUAAUGAACCCAUCAAGUGAAACCACACCUGAUGAGAAAAAGCUGAAAGCCAGCUAUGAAGCUACCAUCACCUCGCUUCUGAGUGCAAUACACCAGGUACUAUCUAAGAUAGCUGUUCUCGAACCGAAGGACGCCGAGGCGUUAGAGACUCUUAUACGCCUCUGCGCGAAGACAUGGAUGGAACUCUGCUCGCAACCAUACAGAGUAAUGAUGAUCCUGCCACCAGGAAGCGGUGACCUGCUGUCGUCGCCACAUCCCGAUGAAAGGCCACUCAAACUGAUCGUUAGCCCAGAACUGAAGAGGUAUGGAAAUAUGCAGGGCGAAGACUUGAUGAAGGGUGAGGUUUUCACGAGGUGUCAGGCUGUUGUGCAGCAGUACCCGGUCGAGCCAACAGGUUCUUGA
Molecule: messenger RNA, 1986 nt
Organism: Alternaria infectoria
Lineage: Eukaryota; Fungi; Ascomycota; Dothideomycetes; Pleosporales; Pleosporaceae
Exons: 5
Coding region: 1-1986 (661 amino acids)
Source: RefSeq, a predicted model, not a curated record